AUGGAAGCUGUGGGGAAGUUUGAGGUUUUUCGGCUUCUGCAUCGCGUUAUAGUGUUCGCCAUUGCUCUUUGGUACGUGGUCAUCUCAGUCAAAACGUUUGUGGCGCCUAUUACAGUUCUACGAGGCUUCGAGUCCAAUGACUUGGGGACCACCAUUCACGAGUCUAAGCUUAUUGUCGCCUAUGCUGGAGAUGCAACGAUCAACGAGAGUCCACUGGCUCAGAGGGUUCUCAAAGGAUCGACCGCUCUGAGAGGCGACUCGACUUUCCUCUUGACCGACAACGAGAUUUCCUUCACCGAGUGCACAAACGUUCCCGGAUAUGACGAAUCCUCGCACGCUACGAGAGAUCUCGAAUAUCUUGCAGAGGUUGAGUUGAUCGCUCCUGUUAUCGAUUGUUCACUUGAUCUGAUCGUCGCAACGGAUGAAGCCGUGACGCAACUACGAAUGUACUUUUUGAUGCUGGGUCGGCAGUACCAGAGUGGAGCAGCUUUGCUCGUCAUUCUCGCACCCAUCAAAGACAUGCAAGCUACGGAAGUGACGCACCAGUUUGCCAUAGCUUUCAACUACCCAUACGAGUCUGAGCCUCACUUUACGAGUGCUGAGUUCCUGGGCAUUGAGAGUGACAAUUUCUGGCUUUUUAAAAGCUUUCCCCAAAUCCACAGUGUCGACCCGGCAAGGGAAGUUCGUACAGCGUAUCGGAUGGGAGGCUACAUUGACGACCCCUGGCACGCAUUCGCAUCUCUCCACGAUUCGUGGGCGUGGACACACAGUAUUCACGGCAUCUUCGCUAUCGAUGUGCUGGGCAUCUUUUGGGUAGGUGACGCGUUUGCUACGAUCUCGAAUGCGCUUCUCUAUCGUGGCGUACUCCUCUGUCUUGCCAUCGGAAGCGAACUGACUGGCCGUCGUUCAGUUCACUAUCGUCCCGAAUUGGCUCACGCUGAUCUGCUCACUUUUUUCUUGAACGUGACGAGUGUUCUAAGCUACUUUUUCCACGAGAGAAUCGACCCGGUGCUUGCGUUUGCUGCAUUCGAGCUCGGCUUCAGCUAUCGUGUCGCGCUAGUGGAUGCCCUACCGGCUUUGCGGAAAGUUGUAGUCGACUUUGCGGAGGAAGACUACUGGCUAGGUGUCAUCAACGUCAGUCCGUUCCUCGCGAAGCUUUCGCCAAUGAAAUUCUGGACCAUUCACGAGAUCACAGUGGACCGUAAGACUGUCGUGAUAUCGACGGUUAUCUGUAUCUUCAGUCCGAUGAUAUACUUCGACACAGGAGAAGAACAGCUAACUUCAUUCGAAACAGCUACAGGUGCGGCUUUAAGCAAGCGCUACGGGCGCUACGCCUCCAUCGACGCCGUCUAUGGGAAUGGAUAUCUCAUUGCAAAUCACAAAUAUCUGGUGGCGACCGAGGAUAUUUUUUCAGUGCUGGCCAUGAAGCUGACCCGUGUGCGCUUUACCAACAUCUACGUGUACACGAUCUUGCCGAAUGGCGGCGUGAACCAAACUGCACAGCUAGUGUAUCCACGUACCAUUCCGUGGUCGGAUCUAGCGCACCUAGGCGUCGUAAAACUUGCAUAA
Molecule: messenger RNA, 1569 nt
Organism: Phytophthora infestans T30-4
Lineage: Eukaryota; Oomycota; Peronosporomycetes; Peronosporales; Peronosporaceae
Exons: 8
Coding region: 1-1569 (522 amino acids)
Source: RefSeq, a predicted model, not a curated record